Camponotus floridanus (Florida carpenter ant) is the source of this 903-nucleotide messenger RNA. RefSeq lists its product as uncharacterized. The transcript has 4 exons. The coding region runs from base 1 to 903 and encodes 300 amino acids. Lineage: Eukaryota; Metazoa; Arthropoda; Insecta; Hymenoptera; Formicidae. Gene Ontology annotation, molecular function: nucleic acid binding. The record is from RefSeq and is a predicted model, not a curated record.
AUGUUCCUGAGCUUCAAUGGAACCCAAGAGAAUGCAUUGUCCGGUAACCUGUGGCAGCCGCGCAGGAUAGGACAAGAAGAUGCAGCGGGAAUUCCAUUCGUCAGCUCUGGGAAGUCGAUUGAGAAAAAGGAAAUGUGUCGUCCGGUAAUCUGCAGCAGCAGCUCAGAGAAGACUAAUUACAGCCACAACCAAGAGAAAUCAUUGGACGUUUUACAAUCAAUCGUGGAAGACCCUCAUUAUACUCUUCGCAAAGCUGCUCAAGAGCAUGGCCUCGACGGUACUUUGAAUAGGCAUAACUGCAGAUAUUGGGAUAAUGAAAAUCCUCAUUGGAAGCGAGAAAAUAACACGCAAUAUCCCGAGAAGCUAAAUGUUUGGGCUGGAAUAUUAAACGAUCAAAUAAUUGGUCCAUUUCUUAUUGAAGGAAAUUUAAAUUCCGAACAAUAUGAGGAUAUGCUUCGCAAUGAAAUAGUCCCUAGAAUAAUGGAGAUAACUGGCCAAAACUUUGAGCACACUUACUUUCAACAAGAUGGUGCUCCACCACACUAUGGAAGAAAUGUGCGCAAUUAUUUAGACGUCGUUUUUAAUGAUAGGUGGAUAGGGCGUAGAGGAUACAUUGAGUGGCCAGCUAGGUCACCCGAUUUAAGUCCACUUGAUUAUUUUCUGUGGGGUUAUCUCAAAGAUAGGAUGUACAAAAAUAAGCCUCAAAAUUUACAAGAAUUACGACAACGUAUACUAGACGAAUGUGCUAUUAUCCUAGCUGAUAAUGAGUCUUGCCUCAACUGGCUGGAAAGUAAUAAGUCUUGCCUUAGCUGGCUGGAUGAUCAAAAGUCUUGCCUUACCUGGCUGGAUAGUAACGAGUAUUGCCUUAACUGGCUGGAAGAUAAUAAGUCUUGCUUUAACUAG